Molecule: messenger RNA, 2338 nt
Organism: Carassius carassius (crucian carp)
Lineage: Eukaryota; Metazoa; Chordata; Actinopteri; Cypriniformes; Cyprinidae
Product: GTPase IMAP family member 8
Exons: 6
Coding region: 66-2036 (656 amino acids)
Molecular function (GO): GTP binding
Source: RefSeq, a predicted model, not a curated record
UCACUGAGUGCUAGAGACACGUUCGACACUCUGCACAUCAUUUGUUUCUUGUAAUACAAAUCAUCAUGUCACAAUUGGAGAAUGCAAAGGUGACGCAAUCUGGUGGAGGAGAUAAGAUCACUUUGGUGCUGCUGGGAAAGAACAGCAACGAUAAGUCUAUGAUAGGGAAUACCAUAUUAAAGGCAAACUGCUUCAAAGGUAGUAACAACAUAUGUACAAGAGCUGAAGAAAGAGUAGAUGAUCAGAUGGUCUGUAUCAUAAACACUCCAGACCUAUUCCACCAAAAUAGAGAAACAGAGGAGAAUAUAGAGGAGAUAAAAACCCUAUAUCCAGGGCCACGCAUGUUUCUUCUGGUUCUGCAGAACAAACAGCUCUCACAGGAAGAGAUGUUAAUGUUCAGCCAGCUGAAAGCGAUAUUUGGAGAGAAAAUGGUGGAAAAUACUGUCAUAGUACUAGUUAACAAUCAGGAGAAUAAAUCUGAAGAACCAUAUGACCACGCAGAUGAGAAUCUCAAAAAACUAUUAGAUGAGUGUGGAUGGAGAAUGUGUGUUCACGACAAGAAAAAUGCUAACAAGCUGACCAAUGUGGUAGUGAAAGAAUGGAAGAAAAUACAUGAAAAGCAGUUUAAAGAAUCAAGCAACUCCGCACUUGCAGAGAGGCCUAGAACUGAACCUGUAACAUCAUCUGAAUCCAGUGUGAUAUAUGAGGACAUUGAUGCGUAUGUAGAAAUGGGGCCAAAAAAUGAAGCGUCAUCGGUGUCUGAAAACAGCAAAGAAAAGAGCGUUCAGACAUCUAGAAGUAAAGACAUGAUGACAGUGGUCCUGCUGGGAAAGAUAAGCAACAACAAGUGUCUCGUAGGGAACAAAAUUUUUCAAAAAGAUAAUUUCCGAUCAGAGAAGGUCAUGUGUGAGAAGAUAGUGGAUAAUGUUGGUGGUGAGGAGGUCUGUAUUAUCAACACUCCAGACCUUUUUCAUAAACCAAGCUCAUCAGAUCCAGAAGCUAACAGAAUGGAUGAGCUGAAGCCAUCAUACCAAGGUCCACGUGUGUUACUCCUUGUACUCCAGGACAGUAUGGUGUUACCAGAAGAGAUGGAGAUGUUUAAUGAAGUAAAGAAGAAGCUUGGACCGAAAAUGGUUGAACAAACAAUUGUGCUGGUUAAUGGUGAUAAAAAGGUAUCUUCAAAUAAAAUGGACACACCAUUGUCAAACAAAAAUGACCAUGAAAAAAUCCUGGAGGAGUGUGGAAACAGACUGUGUGUUUACAGCAAACUCACGAAGAGUACUGAACUAAUCAAAGAACUGAUGAAAUACAAAGAAAGCAUGAAGAACCAAACAUCAGAAACUACAAAAGUAAGAGGGAUGCAUGCCAAUAAGGAGAUUCAAUCACUAAAUAAUACAGCGUCAGGGGGAUACAAGGUGGAUCGGCCAAAACCUUUGACCAUCGUGCUGCUGGGACAGACAGGAUGUGGGAAGAGUGCUACAGGAAAUACAAUAUUAAAAAAGCACCAUUUUGAAUCACAUGCUAGUUCUGUGCCAGUAACAAAGGAGUGCCAGAUGGCAGAGAAAACUGUUUAUGAAAUGAGGAUUAGGGUUAUAGACACUCCAGAUUUCUUUAAUGAAGACCUUAAAAGUCAGGACAAACAGAUAAAGAAGUGCAAGGAGCUCGCUCAGCCAGGGCCUGAUGUGUAUUUGCUGGUCAUGCAGCUUGGCCGUUUCACAGAGGGCGAGAGAGAGGUUCUCCCACAUCUGAAGAGAGAGUUUGGCGACGAUGUGACUUUAAAGACUGUAAUUCUUUUCACGGGUAAAGAGAAGCUGAAGAACAAGACUUUAACGGAUUACAUCAACGGCAGCGAAAAGGAACUUCAGGAACUGAUCAAAACCUGUCAUUCAAGAUGUUGUGCAUUUAACAACAACAAUGAGAAAUCCAAUCAGGUGAAAAAACUUCUGGACCUCAUUUCUGACAUGCAGGAAAAUAGUGCCACAGAAAACCCUCACAGAAAAAAGCAUAAGGAUAACAAAGAAUGCAAUAUCUUGUGAGAUUAAGUGUGUCUGUACACAACUAUAAUUAGGGAAACUUUUCGAAAUAUGCAUAAGUUCUAUUAUAGUUAGUCUACAGAUGUUACAAUUGUGUAGACCAUAAAAAGGACUGUUAGAUGCAUAUUUAAUUGUACCUUUCUUUACUGUGAACUACUAAAAAUACUCUGAAUAGCACAUAUGUAAUGAUUAUUGUAUUUGGAAGUUAAAUAUGUAAGUUAAAUAAAAACAUUAAACCUGCAUAAGUAGUUUCAUAAUUUAAUUGAAAAUACAAGUAUAGGUCUCUACAGGAAAGUAAUGGGAGU